AACAAACAUGUAGGUGGAAUGGAAAUUUAAAAUGAACUUGUGACUUGAAGCAGCCAAUGAGAUGAAAGUCCCCAGUAGAAAGUUCUCAGUGGUUUGGUUUCUAAAUUCUUUCAAACACCUCGACCCAAGUACCAUGUCAUUUAUGAGGAUGGCUCUACGCUGGAUUCUUAUUUUAUCUUUCAAAAUAAUAUUUUCAGCCCAAGCUGCGGAUUUUAACCGACCAUCGUUUGUCUCAGUGAAGUCUGGAGAACGUGUUACUCUGAACUGCACAUUUCAGGAUGAAUACAGUAAAGAACUUAUGAUUUGGUACAAGCAAACAUUUGGAGAGUUGCCACAGGAAGUGGGGAAAAUUACAGCAAAUAUAGACAUCGAAAUGUCAGCCGAGUUUAGGUCAGGAUUUAAAAUAGAGAAAAGUGUGAAUGGUAUUUCUUUGACAAUUGUACGAGUGAAAAAAUCCGAUGAAGGACUGUAUUUCUGUGGAAUAUAUACCUGGGGCAAUUCUGCAAUUUCCAGUGGAACAUUCAUAGCUGUGACAGGUAAACCAGAUUUAAACGUCUCAGUGUUCCAGAGCGGCAUGUCGGACUCGGUUCCUGCAGGAGCGUCAGUGACUCUGCAGUGCUCGGUUCUCUCUGAGAGCAGAUCAGCAGAACUCCAAGUGCUCUGGUUCAGAGCUGCUCCACCACAAUCCUAUCCUCAAAUCAUUUACACUCAUCACAACAGCAGCCAUCAGUGUGAGAGCGGCUCUUCUACACACACUUGUGUGUACAACUUGUCCAAGAACAUCCUCAGCCUCAAUGAUACUGGAACUUACUACUGCGCUGUGGCCAUGUGUGGGAAGAUCAUUUUUGGGAACGGGACACGAGUACAAUUGGCUAUGAAUACAUUCACUGACCAACAUCACAAGGGAUCUGAUUCUGUAGUGAUCUCCCUUGCUGUAGCAUUGGCAGUGUGUGUGGUCGUGAUUUUUGCUCAAGCUAUUUUAAACUGUAAAAAACAAAACUCAGUGAAACUUCCACAAGGUGCUCUGAAAGUAAAUCAGGCCCGUGAUGCCGUGGAGAUGAAUUAUGCUGCCCUAAAUUUCAGUGAGAGGAAAACUAAAAGCGAAAGAGCCAAAAAAAGACAACCUCAAGAUACUGUUUAUUCUGAAGUGAUACACACUCCUGUUACUUAGAUUACUGUUAAUUUAUCACUAAUUUUUAUAACAGAUGUUUGUCUGCUCAAAAGCAAUGUUUGAGCCAAAUCGAUGUAAAAGCAUUCAUUGUCACAUAAAAUCGAGUGAGAGAGAGAAAUCAUAAACUUCGUCAUAUGUUACAGGACUUGCCUAAAAAGGUUUGAGGGAAAUGUUGAGUAGCAAUUGUAAUUAGAAAAUUCGGCAUUGUGAAUCAUGCUGCUAUAAUGACAUAAUUUUGCCAAAAAGUGCUUUUUAACCUAUGCGUAGUUUUAUAUAACUGAUAAAGUGGUGUGGCCUGUUUAUUUAUCAACUUGUAUAACUAUUUUAUUGUUUUCUACUGUGCAACAUCUCCAAAGUCAUGGUGUAAUAGUCCAGUCUAGAGGUGAUAAUUUGUGCUUGAGGAGAUCAGCAAGAUUCACCGGAGCUAAACCAUUUAGAACUUUAAACAUCAUGAGCAGAACGUUGUCAAGAAAGUGGAACUUAUUGGACAGACAUAUGACAAGGAUAGUGUGCACUGAAUUACUUUCCCUGCACUGUAAAACCGGAUAAGUUCAUUUAACUCAAAAAAUUUG
Molecule: messenger RNA, 1743 nt
Organism: Ictalurus furcatus (blue catfish)
Lineage: Eukaryota; Metazoa; Chordata; Actinopteri; Siluriformes; Ictaluridae
Exons: 6
Coding region: 62-1171 (369 amino acids)
Biological process (GO): response to bacterium
Source: RefSeq, a predicted model, not a curated record